AUGAAGAAGCGAAAAAAAAUACCCGAUAUGCUUAAAAGUAUUAUUGAUGAAGGCGGUUACAGCCCAAGCCAAGUUUUUAAUGUCGAUGAGACAGGACUUUACUGGAAGCGUUUACCAUCACGUACAUUUAUAAUACUUCCAAGGAAGAAGCUGCAACACCACGCUUCAAAGUCUCCAAAGGCAGGCUUACACAUGUUUUGGGCGGAAAUGCCGCUCGCCAUUUUCAAACUGAAGCCUCUACUGGUGUACCAUUCGGAAAAUCCAAGGGUCUUAAAGAAUAUUUCGAAAACCACGCUGCCAGUCAUUUGGAAACAUAAUAAAAAGGCCUGGGUAACUACGGCGUUAUUCGCUGAAUGGUUUAGAAAUGAAUUUUGUCCAGGAAUCAAAGAAUACUCUAGGAAGAACAACUUAUCGCACAAGGUUCUGCUUUUAGGCGAUAAUGCUCCUGGACAUCCCGCAACUCUCAACCAAAGCGAUGAAAAUGUGAAAGCGGUCUUCCUACCGCCAAAUACCACUUCCCUGCUGCAACCCAUGGACCAAGGUGUAAAUGCUACCUUUAAAGCAUCUGCGUCGAACUUUCGGGCAGUUGGUGGCUUUAACGAAAGCGAUGAAGAGGAUAUAUUUGACGUAAUUAAUACUCCUGAAGUGCCACUUUCCAACGAAUUGUUGAAUAUUGUAACAGAUGACACAGAAACACAACAAAAUUUAGACGAGCGAGAAAAACAGUUUCCAUCCAAAAAAAUUUGCAAAUUUUCGGAACACAUUGAGAAGACGUUGAAGUAUUUGAAGGAUUAUCGAGGCAUUGAUAGAAGGAAGACGGUGUCCUUUUCAAUAAGCAAAAAUGUUGAACGUUAUCGGAAAUUGUACAAAUCAUGA
Messenger RNA from Hermetia illucens (black soldier fly), 876 nucleotides. RefSeq names its product tigger transposable element-derived protein 1-like. The record is from RefSeq and is a predicted model, not a curated record. Gene Ontology annotation, cellular component: nucleus. Gene Ontology annotation, molecular function: DNA binding. The coding region runs from base 1 to 876 and encodes 291 amino acids. The transcript is spliced from 2 exons. Lineage: Eukaryota; Metazoa; Arthropoda; Insecta; Diptera; Stratiomyidae.